This is a messenger RNA of Knipowitschia caucasica, 2100 nucleotides long. NCBI's taxonomy places the organism in Eukaryota, Metazoa, Chordata, Actinopteri, Gobiiformes, Gobiidae. The record is from the annotation of a GenBank genome assembly.
AUGCUCAUAAAGAUGCCAGUACUUCAGGGAGGUACAGUUGUUGCGACUCUGGGCAGCCCCAUCAAGAAGAAUAAGUUGUCCCUCAAGUUUUUCCAUAAAAAGGAAACCAAGCGAGCUUUGGACUUUUCUGAACCUCAACCUGAUGAACCUAAAGCGGAGGAGUCAGUGGAGCAGGAGCCAAGCAGCUGUGAUCAGGUCUUUGGGCCAUCACCAUGUCCAUCUUCUCCCAGCCACGUUUUAUCUCUGGAGAAGAAGGAAAACCUUGUCCCAUUCAUUGGCUUCAACAAUUUAGGAAACACCUGCUAUUUGAACAGCGUGCUGCAGGUUCUAUCCCACUGUCCAGGACUUCGAGAAGGCAUAAAGAGCCUGUACAGUCUCUCUAAAAAAGAAAAGGCGAAGGAUGAAAGUGUGAACACUGAAGAGACCGAAGAGGAGAGCGUUCCACCUUACAUAGAUCUCCUCUGCAGCUUCAAUAACCUCAUCACAUCAGUGGAGGAAUUACAGUCCAGCUUUCUGCUCAACCCCGAUGGCUUCACUGAGGGAGACAUGGCCACGCCUCCUCGCAAAAUACUCAAUACUCUCAGGCAACUUAACCCCAUGUAUGAAGGCUACCUCCAACAUGACGCACAGGAGGUGCUGCAGUGCAUCCUGGGAUAUCUGCAUGAAGCCUGUGACACCAUAAAGAAAGAACAAGAACUGGUGCAGAACGCAGAGCCUGAGGUGAAACAGGAAAACACUACAGCAGAAGAGGAGGCCCAGGAAGAGCAGAGCGGGAGCAGCAUACAAACUCGCUCCAAGAGGAAGUCUUCAAGCGAGGCUCCGAUUGAGCCGGUUCAAGUUAAGAACGAGGCGCAGGAGACCACAGAUACUGACAAGACGAGCUCAGAGCAGGAGAACGAGGCAGACAAAGCUGCUAAACCAGAGAAGGACAGCAAAACCAAGAAGAGAGCCAAGCUGGGCUGGCUCAGGCCUUCCAAGAAGCAACCUAGCAUCUUCUCAAAGUUCCGCAGCGUGGGGCGGAUCAGCUCGACCAAGACCUCAGGCAAUGCUGAAGGCGAAGAGAAGCCUGAGGAGGAGAGCACCGAGGCCCGUCAGGAGAUCAAGGCUCAAGAGGAUUCUCCAAAGACUCACGGUGUGUUGGAGCUGAUGGAGCGGCUGUUCCAAGGGCAGCUGGUCCUGAGGACGCGCUGUCUGGAGUGUGAGAGCUUCACUGAAAGGAGAGAGGACUUCCAGGACAUCAGUGUGCCUGUGCUGGACGAGCAGCCCAGUAGCCCCGACGACCUGUCUGAAGUCUCUCCAGAUCCCAAACCAGACCUAAAGACCCUGAACUGGGCAAUCGGCCAGUUUGCUUCUGUGGAGCACAUCUUUGGAGAAGACAAGUACUUCUGUGAAACGUGUCAUCACUACACUGAGGCAGAGAGGAGUCUGCUGUUCGACAAGACUCCAGAGCUCAUCACCAUUCACCUCAAGCGCUUCUCUGCCAACACGUUAGACGUGGACUUGUACGCCGGCCUCUCCAAAGACAACACGCCGCUGCAGACGCCCCUGACGCUGUGCCUGGACGAGUGGUGCACGCAGCGCUCGGCUGAACACGGCCAGAACUACGAGUUGUUCUCCGUGGUCAUGCACAGCGGCGUCACCAUCAGCAGCGGCCACUACACCGCCUACGUGCGCAUGUCCGACCUGCGGGACGUCAAGCUCCGGCGAGACCAGCCCCCCGAGCACGCCAAGGCAGAGACAGACGACAAACCGACGGAGAAACGGCUCAAGGACGAAGACGAAGGAGAGGUGUUUGUCCCUCGAGCGCAGAGAGGCAGCGCCGUGGGGAAAAAGGCUUCUGAGGGGGGGAUAGGGCUUUUGGGAGGACAGAGGAGCGUGGCGGCGUGCGAUCUCAAACAGGACAAAGCCGUGGCGGAAGGGACCAAGAGGAGGAAGACCGUCGGGAGCGAAAUGGGACUUAAGAAAGCGGCCAAUUCACAAGAGGCGACAGAGGUGCAGGCGUGCGGCGACAAGGCCUCAGAGAGCAAGGCCCUGAGCAGGCUCUCGGAGUACGAGGGGAAAUGGAUGCUCUUUGACGACUCGGAGGUGAGAACUCUUUGA